ACUCGACAAUCUACAGCCACCCGUUGAGCUGUGCGGUCAGUCCCAGCUGCUGUUUGUUGUUUCGACUUUGAGGUUAUAGCCUACUUCACUGUAAUGGCUGGUGAAUCGAAAAUCAAACUAUCCUACUUCACUCUCGUAGGGCUUGCAGAGCCUAUUCGAUUUAUGCUGUCCUAUCUCGGAAAAGAUUUUGAAGACUACAGAUUUGGAGGGAAAGAAUGGCUAACAAUCAAACCAAAUACUCCAUGGGGCAAAUGUCCAGUGCUGGAAUUGAAUGGACAGAAAUUGACUCAAAACGUGGCCAUCUGCCGCUACCUGGGGAAGGAGGCAGGACUGGGUGGCAAGGACAACUGGGAGGAUCUCAAGAUCGAUGAGAUAAUUGAUGUCCUCACCGAUCUUCGUAUUGAAUUGGUGAAAUACCACUACGAAAUGGACGUAGCAAGGAAAGAAGCACUGAAAGGGCCUACCUUCAACGAGAUUGUGCCAUUUUACAUGAAAAAACUUGAUGACCAUGUAGCAAAGAACAAUGGUUAUUUGGCCAACGGAAAGUUUUCAUGGGCUGACCUGUACUAUGGUGCCCUUAGCGACUGCCUGAACUAUCUGUUAGGCACUGAAAUAACAGAUGGCUACCCGAACAUGAAAGCUCUGAAGGAGAAGAUCUUCGCGCUGCCCGCCAUCAAGGCCUGGGUCGACAAGCGCCCUCCGGACGAUUUGACCUUUAAAGAAGAGUUGGGUUUAAUCCCCAAAAAAUAAUUGGAGUGUCACCACCUGAAAAAUAAAUUUAAUAAUUCUAAUGAUAAUCAAUUUUAUAUGGAAUAAGUAAUGUUUAAUAAAAUUCUUCAUAAAUUAAA
This is a messenger RNA of Homalodisca vitripennis (glassy-winged sharpshooter), 848 nucleotides long. RefSeq names its product glutathione S-transferase-like. The transcript has 4 exons. The coding region runs from base 94 to 750 and encodes 218 amino acids. Gene Ontology annotation, molecular function: glutathione transferase activity. Gene Ontology annotation, biological process: glutathione metabolic process. Lineage: Eukaryota; Metazoa; Arthropoda; Insecta; Hemiptera; Cicadellidae. The record is from RefSeq and is a predicted model, not a curated record.